Messenger RNA from Cynoglossus semilaevis (tongue sole), 7050 nucleotides. RefSeq names its product nebulin-related anchoring protein (gene nrap). Gene Ontology annotation, cellular component: Z disc. Lineage: Eukaryota; Metazoa; Chordata; Actinopteri; Pleuronectiformes; Cynoglossidae. Gene Ontology annotation, molecular function: actin filament binding. The transcript is spliced from 41 exons. Gene Ontology annotation, biological process: cardiac muscle thin filament assembly. The record is from RefSeq and is a predicted model, not a curated record.
UAAUAAUAAUAAUAAUAAUAAUAAUAAUAAUAAUAAUUUAGUCCGGCAAUGGGAAAAUUCACAAAUAUAUUUCAGCAAAUGAGACUUUGCAACCCAUACAGGAGGCAAGACGAGGAACCAUUUAGUAUGUGGUUUCUUGGAUCUCAAACCCAGGAUGUUCUGCGUGUAAGGCACAUGUGAUAACCACUACACCAUGGAACCAGGUACUGUCUGGGUCAAAAUAAUUUUUUUUCUUUUUUUCUAAAACAAAUGAUCAAACUCACAGCAUUCAAAUCCACCUACCCACAAACAUGACUUCACAUUGGCGGGCCACACACGUGGAAGAAUUUUAAGAAUAUUACAAGAGGGUUUCGUUUCUCUGAGUGAGUUAGAAACCUAUUGUUAGAACAUAACAUCACCCACAACUCAUCCAUCUUCAUCAGCCAUACCUGGGUUCUUUAGGGCCUCCCGCUUUCUGUAAACUAAAUCUUUAUUGUACUGUAGAACUGGGUGAAUCCUAUUACUGUACCUUGUUCGAAGAUGAACACUAGUUCAAACCCAGCCUUUUUUUAUUUAACACAGUUGUAUGCAUUUUUGUGCUUUAUUUCUAGAAACUAAAUAUUAUUAUUUUUAUCCUUAGGUUAUUAUUCUAAUAUCUAUCUAUCUUGAAUCAACUUUUUAAAAUAAUUGCCAGCACACCCUUACAACUAGUGACACAAAUUCAUUUUGAUGUCAUGAUAUAUAAUCAAACAAGCGGUCCAUUUCAGAACCAUGACACACAGAAUAUGUGAACUCCCCCACCUCUCUUUCUCUCCAAGCAGACAGACAGCUGCACGUAACCAGUGACAAGGGGCUUAGGAGGGGCCUGGCCCAUCAUGGGACAUAGUGUCAAGUAAGAGACAGUUUCAGAGUUUCACAGUCAUAGAACUGCACCUACCACCAUCAGAGACAGACUAUCGCGGUCGUCUGGAAGCCGCCAGUGAUUCCUCUCCUGAACUUUCGAAGCCUUGUGACACUGACUCGUUUGGGCUAAAGUUUUAUACUUUUUCCAAUCGUCUGAUACUUUUAUUUUUACUGAAGGAAGGAAAAGGACACGCUUUCACCAUGCAGUCUUGUGCCCGGUGCGGUUUUGUGGUCUACCCAGCUGAGAAAAUCAACUGCAUUGACCAGAACUGGCACAAAGCAUGUUUUCACUGUGACGUUUGCAAGAUGGUCCUCACUGCCAACAACUUUGUCAGCCACAAAAAGAGGCCGUACUGCUCUGUACACAAUCCGAGGAACAACACCUUCACCAGCGUCUACGAGACACCGAUCAACAUCAACGCAAAGAAGCAGAGCAAGGCCAGCAGUGAGCUGAAGUAUCGCGAAGAAGGCGAGCGCUUUAUGUCCACCUUCCACUAUGACAUGAAGUCCAUGGAACUGCAGAAGGCUCUCCUAGCCAACCAGAUGGCCAGCCAGGCCUUUCAGUCCAAGUCUGAGUUCUCACAGCAGCAGACGUGGUACUCGGGCUCUGUGACCAGCCAGGAGAUUGUAACAUCAUCUCAAGCACAGAAGAACAUUAGUGAUGUCAAGUACACAGAGGAGUACGAACAGUCAAAAGGAAAAGGCAGCUUCCCUGCCAUGAUCACACCUGGUUACCAGGCGGCUAAGAAUGCCAAUGCUCUGGCGAGCAGUCUGGAAUAUAAAAAAGGACACGAGGAAAGAAUCUCAAAGUACACAACGUUUGUCGAUCCCCCCGAGGUGCUCUUGGCCAAAAAACAAGGACAAAUAGCCAGUGAUUAUGUCUACACGGAGGAGUAUGAGCAACAGAAAGGAAAAGGCAGUUUCCCUGCGCAUCUAACACCUGGCUACAAGAUGUCUAAGAAGGCAAUGGAGCAGGCCAGCAAUAUAAAGUAUCGUCAGACAUAUGAGCAGGAAAUGAAAGGCAAAGCCAGCAGCGACGCCGCUGCAAUGGAAACACUCCACGCUAAAGAAAACGCAGAGAAUUAUAGCCAGAUCGCAUACACGGAAGACUAUGAACAACAAAGAGGCAAAGGAAGUUUCCCUGCAAUGAUCACUCCUGGUUACUAUCAGGCAAAAAAAGCACAGGAAAAUGCAAGUGAUCUAAAAUACAGAAAAGACUUAAGCAGGAUGAAGGACACCUCACACUUUCAUAGUCUGACUUCAGAGGACAAUCUGACACUGAAAAACGCAAGAAAGAUCAACAAGCUUGUCAGCGAGGUGGAGUAUAGGAAGGACCUGGAGAACAUUAAAGGUCACAGCAUCAACUUCUGCGAAACGCCACAGUUUCACAAUGCUGCCAAAGCUGCCAAGUUCGCCAGCGACAACAAAUACAAGGAGAAAUACAUCAGCGAUAUGAAGGGCCACUACGAAGACUCUGGGAUCGAUAAGAAGACCAUGCACGCCAUGAAAGCCAGGAAGCUGGCUAGCGAUAUCACCUACAAACAAAGCUGUGAGCAGGAGUCGGGUGACUACAACUAUCCAGCCACAAUCACACCAGGUUACCAAAGCCAGAGGAAGCUGGACCCUCUCAAAGAUAAGAACUACAGGCAACAUAUUGACCAGGUCAAGUACAGUCCAGUGAUCGACACCCCUGAGAUUAUUCUGGCCAAGAAAAACGCUCAGCUGGUCAGCAAUAUUAAAUAUAAAGAGGACUGGGAAAAAAACAAGUCCAAGGCCUCUGAAGCUGGCUUGAAUGACCUCAGUGUCAAGGCAGCUAAAGCUUCCCGAGACCUGGCCAGUGACAUUAAAUACAAGGAGAGCUACACAAAGAACAAGGAGAAGGCAGUGGGGAUCGACAUGAGUGACUCCAAAACCCUGCACUCUCUCAAAGUGGCAAAAAUGAGCAGCGAUAUCGAGUAUAAGAAAGGCUCCAAAGACAAUCAAGGUCAGUUCACACUUUCCUCAAACAUGAUCAACCUCAGUCAUGCCAAGAAGGCUCAAGCUCUGGCCAGUGACCUGGAAUAUCGCAAGAAACUCCACGACUACACCAUCCUGCCUGAUGACAUCAAGGUUUAGCAGGCCAAAAAGGCUUAUCAACUGCAGAGUGAGAAUCAAUAUCGUUCAGACCUGAACUGGAUGAAAGGAGUCAGUUGGGAUACGGACGGAUGUCUGAACAUCACCCAGGCCAAGAAAGCAGGGCAGCUGCUCAGUGAUAAUAAAUAUCGCCAAAAGGCAGACAGCAUCGCGUUCACUCACGUGGCUGACGAUCUCUCCAUCAAACAUGCCAAGAAGAGCCAGGAGCUCCAGAGUGACCUGGCUUACAAGUCCAACACUGAUCAGAUGAUGCACCAGUACACCAUGACAAAUGAUGAACCUCUUUUCAUACAAGCGAAGGCCAACGCUGACCUUCUCAGUGCAAAAGUGUAUAAGGGCAGCUGGGAGAAGCAGAGAGAAAAGGGUUUUGAGAUGCGUCUGGACUCACUCUCUAUCCUCACCGCCAAGGCUAAGAGGGACUUGGCCAGCAAUGUCAAGUACAAGCAACAAUAUGAGAAAAACAAAGGCAAAGUUAUUGGCAUCAAGUCAGUCAGUGAGGACUCUCAGAUGGCACACUCUGCCCUGGCCACCAAGCUACAGAGCGACCGCCACUACAGAAAGGAGUAUGAAGACGCAAAGGCCAAAUACUGCGUGUCUCUGGAUAUGCUUAACAUCAGCCAUGCAAAGAAGGCCCAGGACCUGGCAACUGAUGUCAAUUACAGGACUUUCCUCCAUGAGUACACAACCCUGCCUACAGACAUGAAUGUUGCCUGGGCUAAGAAGGCCUACGGACUGCAGAGUGACAAAAAGUACAGGUCAGAUCUAAACUGGAUGAAAGGCGUUGGUUGGGAGGCCUCGGAGUCCCUGGACGUCCAACAGGCGAAGAAAGCCGGAGAACUCAUCAGCGAGAAAAAGUACCGCCAGGACGCAAGUUCUCUGAGGUUCACCAGUGUUGAAAACACUCCAGAGAUGGUCCAAGCAAAAGUCAGCAACAAGCUGGCUAUCGAUAGGUUGUACAGGGAGAAGGGUGAAAACCUUAAGCACAAUUACACACUCACUGAAGAACUGCCUGAGAUGGUACAGGCCAAGCUCAACGCUAUGAACCUGAGUGAGAGCCACUACAAAGAAUCUUGGACUAAGUUACGUGAUGGUGGUUACAAGCUGCGUCUGGACGCCAUUCCCUUCCAGUCUGCCAAGGCUUCAGGCGACAUCCUAAGUGAUCAAAAGUACAAAGAAGAUUUCGAGAGAACUAAAGGCAAGAUGAUUGGACUGAGGGGACUGCAGGAUGAUUUGAACAUGUCCCACUCGGUUCAUGCCACCAAACUGCAGAGUGACAUUAAGUACAAGAAGGACUCGGUGAAAGAGCUGUCCAAGUUCCAUCUGCCCAUGGACAUGAUGGAAGUGGCCCACGCUAGGAAGGCCCAGGCUCUGGUCAGUGAUCAGGACUACAGACACAGUCUGCAUGAGUACACCUCCCUACCCGAUGACAUGAAGGUGCAGGCGGCCAAGAGAGCGUACGCGCUGCAGAGUGAGAAAGUGUAUCGCUCCGACCUGAACUACCUGCGUGGUGCAGCGUGGAUUGCCACUGGGGCCCUGCAGAUUGAAGGCUCCAAGAAAGCAACAGACCUCAUCAGUGAUAAAAAAUACCGUCAGCAGCCGUACAACUUCAAACACACCUCGGUCGCAGACUCUCCUGACAUCGUUCACGCCAAACUCAGUGGACUGGUUACGAACGAACGUUUAUAUAAAACAGCGGUGAACGACCAACACAACUACACGAUAACGAGCGAGAGGCCGGAGAUCACGCAAGCCAAGAUUAAUGCUGCCAACUUCAGCGAGAUCAAGUACAAAGAAUCCUGGCACACGCUCAGGGCCCAGGGCUACAAACUCACCAUGCAGGACAUCCCCUUCCAGGCUGCUAAGACCUCCACGGGCAUCGCCAGCGACUACAAUUACAAACACAGCCACCUGCUGGAAAAAGGUAAACACAUCGGGAUCAAAAGCGUCUUGGACGACCCACGUCUUCUCCAGUGUCUCCACGCGGGUCGACUGGCAAGCGACCAGGAGUACCGCAAGGAUGCCCUGACAACCAGUGGCCAGUACCACCUGACUCCUGACAUGAUUCACCUGGUGACAGCUAAAAACGCCCAGACCCUGGCCAGUGAUCAGGACUACAGGACCAGGCUGCACGAGUACACCGUUCUCCCUGAUGACAUGAAGGUCAAAUGGGCCAAAAAGGCUUAUGACCUGCAGAGUGAGAAACUCUACAAGGCCGACCUCGGCUUCAUGAAAGGAGUCGCCUGGGACGGAGUCGGUGCACCGCAGCUGGAGUCGGCCAAGAAGGCUGGAGAACUUAUAAGCGAAAAAAAAUACCGUCAACUGCCUGACAGUCUGAAGUUCACCUCAGUCACCGACUCUCCUGACAUUGUCCACGCUAAGUCAAGCUACCAGCAUUGCAGUGAGAGGCUGUACAAAUCAGGGAAGGACGCUGACAUGAACAAGUACACCUUACACUCUGACGAUCCAGACUUCAUCAGAGCCAAGAUAAAUGCCCAGCAGAUUAGCGAUAAAGUUUACAAGUCAUCUGGGGAGCAGGUCAAGACGGCUGGAUACGACCUGAGACUGGACGCUAUACCUUUCCAGACAGCUAAGGCCUCCAGAGAAAUCGCCAGUGAUUUGCUCUACAAGGAGUGCCAUCUGAAAGAGAAGGGCCAGCAGGUGGGGCUGCGCUGUGUGGAGGACGACCCAAAGAUGGUUCACUCUCUGGCGGCCAGCAAACUCCAGAGCAACCUGGAGUACAAACGUCAAUCCAAGGAGGAACGUGGCCAAUACAAAAUGCACGCUGACCAACCCGAGUUCCUGCAGGCCAGAAAGAGCCAGGCUCAGGCUAGUGACAUCACCUACCGCCACAAGCUCCACGACUACACCUGUGACCCCAAACAGCUCAACGUCAAGCACGCCAAGCAGGCCUACAAGCUGCAGAGUGAUGUGAACUACAAAUCAGAUCAGAACUGGAUCAAAGGAGUGGGCUGGACCCCUCCUGGGUACUAUAAGGCUGAGCUCGCCCGCCGAGCAGCAGAGCUGGGCCUGGCUGAGGGAGUUAGCACUGAGGAGGCUAUUGCAAAGUACCAGCACAUGAUGAUGAUACAUCACCAGCAGCAGAUGGAGGAGCAGCAGCAGCAGCAGCAGCAGCAGACGUCAGAGCAUGUGGAGACCAGCGAGGAGAUAGGACAAGGUGUCAACUUGGACGCCAUGGAGGUCCUUCACGUGAAGAGGAUGAAAACCAUUCAGACCGUCCAGAAAAAGUCCACAGCAACCAGCACAAAAUCGUUCCGAUCCAUGGAGAAGAAAUCCGGCACCACGUCGUCUUCCUCGUCAUCUGGCCUCCAGAACACCGUGAGGACGUCAGGCUCUAGUAAAACUGCUGCAAUAGAACAGGCGUAGGUUAGAGAGGUUUUACACGGUAGAGUUAGAUUGUUGUUGAAAUGACCCAACUGAGGAUAUUUAAGGUGAGUUUUUAAUUUCCAUUCUACUGAAAUAAUAGAUGUAAUAUGUUAUUAUUGAUCAAAUAUAUAUAAAGAAGUAUAGUAAUGGGAUCUAAUGGUGGUUGGAGCAUGUUGAAUGGAGAUGGGACUGGAGAUGAGAAGGAAUUCAAAUUUGAUGUUGGUCAAACAGUCUGUGGGAUUAUGAUGGAUUAUGUAAAGGACAAGGUUAAGUUCAAAAGAAAGUAAUGUGUAUGGAUGAAAGAGAUUACGUUAAAAAAUAAGUUGCAUGUUCAAGAGUUUGGACAGCUACAAGAGAUAUUUAGAUUGGUCAGGAUUACAGCAUUCUUUUUUUCUUUGUUGGAACACAUGGCAGGUUCAAAUGCACAAGGUCAAAACACACACUGGUCUGUUGUGUGUUGAGCUAGACUCAGGAAAAACAUAUGACAAGUUUUCUUAUGAAGCCAUAUGUAGUCUCUACUUUGUCUGGCAGGUUCAGCUUUGUCAGUUGUAACAGUGCACCUUCAAACUCAAGGCUGGACUCCGAGUAAAUGCUUGUCUUUUUUCUUUUUUGCUGGUAAAUAAAUAAAUAAAUACAAAUGAUUUUUCAAGG